CCAAUUAGUGCUUCCCUUUCCAUGGCCAGGAUCAUGCACUCCCUCUGAUAAUGAAUUUUUUGAAUCAAUAGUGGUAUAGUGGUUGUGAUCUCGUGCGUUUUAAGAAACGCUCGAUCAUGGCUUCCUUCUCAAAAAUAUCCCUCUCUUUCCAGAAGAAGCUCGAGGAUGGAUCCCCAUUCCCGCUGGUCCUUGUUCCGGCCCACGGUUCUCUCAAGGACUCGGGAGCGCUCGCCAGCGCGCUGCGAACUGAGGAGCAGCGAUUGCGGCUGGAGGAGUGGCUACCCAAGAGUGGCGCGAUUUUGCUGCGAGGAUUCGAGGUAUGGACAGCGCAGGAGCUUGACUCCAUUAUCGAUGCGCUGGGAUGGGAGGAGUACCCUUACUUGGAGAUGGGUGGAUCGACCAAUCGAAAGCAAAUGUUUGGGAAAGUUUUCACCUCCAAUGACUUACCACGUCAAUAUAACAUUGGCUACCACAACGAGGCAGCUUAUCUCGAGAAACCACCGGCAAAGAUCGCAUUUUUUGCGGAGAAAGCUCCAGAGCCUGGAACUGGAGGUGCCACUCCAAUUGUCCCAGGUCACGUCGUUUACAAGCGAGUUCUUGAGAAAACCCAUCUAGCAAAGCAACUUCUCGACAAAGGCCGUCUUGUUUACCGCGCGUUUCUAGACGAGAACGCCUGGAAGUCGCGACUUUCAGCCGGGGACAAGCAAUCCGCCGAGACCAACGCCGUGAAGAAGCAAUUGGCUAUAACCUGGCUUCCCGACGGAGGAAUGAUUCUCGACAGCAAACUACUGGGUCCCCUGUUCCGAAAGGAUACUGCUGGAAGGAUGGCAUAUUUCUCGAGCCUUGGGUUUUUCGUGGAGUUUCGUAAGACGCAUAAGGAUUCGCCAAGAACAGCGCUUGAGUUUGAAGAUGGAACGCUGCUCGAAGAUCAAGCUGGCGAAGAACUCGCGGAGAUAAUGCUGGAGGAAGAGGUGGCGUUUCCAUGGGAGAAAGGUGACAUUCUUCUGGUGGACAAUUCUGCUGUGUUACACUCGAGGCAGAAGAGCACGUCUAAGGAGCGAGAAAUUCUUGUUUCUCUUGCUCGAUAAGUGUCAUAAGCUUUUACUUUAAAGUUCUAGAUCGUUCGAAAAGAAUUUAAGAAAAUAAAGAGCGAUUACAUUUUGUU
Messenger RNA from Selaginella moellendorffii, 1165 nucleotides. RefSeq names its product clavaminate synthase-like protein At3g21360. The record is from RefSeq and is a predicted model, not a curated record. NCBI's taxonomy places the organism in Eukaryota, Viridiplantae, Streptophyta, Lycopodiopsida, Selaginellales, Selaginellaceae. The coding region runs from base 117 to 1088 and encodes 323 amino acids. Gene Ontology annotation, molecular function: oxidoreductase activity. The transcript is spliced from 3 exons.